Molecule: messenger RNA, 3764 nt
Organism: Hemicordylus capensis (graceful crag lizard)
Lineage: Eukaryota; Metazoa; Chordata; Lepidosauria; Squamata; Cordylidae
Gene: ERF
Product: ETS2 repressor factor
Exons: 5
Coding region: 376-2028 (550 amino acids)
Biological process (GO): cell differentiation; regulation of transcription by RNA polymerase II
Cellular component (GO): nucleus
Molecular function (GO): DNA-binding transcription factor activity, RNA polymerase II-specific; sequence-specific DNA binding
Source: RefSeq, a predicted model, not a curated record
ACUGCCGGAGUUGGUAGCCAAUUAGAAGACGCCUUCCGGAAGACAGGAACAGGCGAGAAGUCGGAGUUGUGUUUAUUUGGGAAAUCUGGAGAUGCGGCUGUUCCUAGAGAACUUGCGGCUGCCUCCCGCGUGCACACCUGUGUGUGUGCAUCACACACACCCGUAUCACAAGCGCGUGCAAUGCACAGCUCCCUCUCCGCCAGCAUGAGCCCAAUGCCCCACUGCCAUUCCGUGUCGGAGCAAGAGGAGGGCAUGCCAAGCGAAUGCGAGCGAGUGGGCAGCUCCAAUUCUCCUUGGCAUCCGUAGCCAACAGUGAGCCGGAGCGUGAUGCAGUCUUAACCCUCCCAGACAGGCAAACUAGCGCGUACCACGGAAAUGCACGUAGGCCUUCGCCUCCGUCACUCCAACUGUGGAAUGUACUGCAGAUGCCGAUCUCCGGUGAGCAAGCGGGAUGGAGCUGCGGACUGGAGACCAGGGUUCGCCUUCCCAGACUGGGCCUACAAGCCCGAGUCCAGUCCCGGCUCGCGGCAGAUCCAGCUGUGGCACUUCAUCCUGGAGCUGCUGCGCAAAGAGGAGUAUCAUGACGUCAUCGCCUGGCAGGGGGACUAUGGCGAAUUCGUCAUCAAGGACCCAGACGAGGUGGCCCGGCUCUGGGGGGUGAGGAAAUGCAAACCCCAGAUGAAUUACGACAAGCUGAGCAGGGCCCUGAGAUACUACUACAACAAGCGGAUCCUACACAAGACCAAGGGCAAACGUUUCACAUACAAAUUCAACUUCAACAAGUUGGUGCUGGUGAACUACCCUUUCAUUGACAUGGGCAUGGCAGGUGGGGCGGUGCCCCAGAGCGCCCCACCGGUGCCCUCGGGUGGCUCCCACUUCCGGUUUCCGCCCUCCACACCAUCCGAUGUGCUGUCACCUGCCGAAGAUCUGCGCUCUCCCGGGGUGUUCUCUGCGGUGGCUCGCCGGUUGGCCCGCGGCUCUGUCAGUGACUGCAGUGACGGCACCUCUGCCAACUCAGAAGUGGAGGAGUCCUUGGCAGAGGAGCAGAGGCGUAGUGGAGGAGAGGCAGGUGGCUUCCGGGGACCCCCAGUGCCUGGCCAUCCCCGCUUGACCCACGACAGCCUCUUCCGGGUGUAUCCUCGCCCUCGGGUUCCUGAGCCCCUCAGCCCUUUCCCCGUCUCGCCCAUGGCCGGACCCGCUGCCCUCCUGCCCCCUCAGUUGUCCCCGGCCCUCCCACUCACUCCCACGCACAUGAACUACACUCCCUCCCCCACCCUCAGCCCCAUGUAUCCAGGGGGCUCCCACUUCUCCUUCAACCCCGAGGACAUGAAGCGCUACCUCCAGGCCCACACCCAGAGCGUGUACAACUACCACCUCAGUCCCCGGGCCUUCCUGCAUUACCCCAACAUUGUCAUCCCGCAACCCCAGCGCCUGGAGAAGCCUCCUCUUCCACCACCGCCUCCGCAGGCCGAGGAGCCUCCAACCCCUUUCAAGUUCAAGCUGCAGCCACCACCGCUGGGGCGGCGCAACCGUGACAAGCAGCAGUCUUUGGCCGCGUCUCCGGGCGAAUCGAGUAGCAGCCUUUCUUCGUCGUCCUCCGCCUCUACAUCGGCAACGGAGCUGCCGCCGCUCCCGCAGAUCAAGGUGGAGCCCAUUUCGGAGGGCGAAUCGGAGGAGGACCUCACCGUCGAGGUCACUGACAUCAGCGAAGAUGACGAGGAGGUCUUCAAGGCCCCUCCGGCGCCUCCCGAGAAGGCCGAGGAGGAGACGGAGGAGGGCCCUCAGGCGGCAGUGGCAGCCCCGGUUUCUCGGGCCGGAGAGAGUGGCAAAUGCAUCCCCCUCAAACUGCGCUUCAAGCGCCGUUGGAGCGAGGACCAGCGGCUGGAAGCUGGUGCUGGGGCCGAAGAAACAGAUGACAAGAAGGUAAAGGGGGAAGACGAUGCGAGCAGUCGUGCCGGAGGCCGGCGGAUCAGCACAGAGCUCCAGCGAGCCACUGCUGAACUGACCCUUGAGAAUCGGGACUCCUAGAGCUGGGACGCACAACCUCCUCCCUUCCCAGGACAAACAGACCAUUGAGCGGGGCAGGGGCAGAGGGGGCUGGUUUUGCUGCCUUAACUCAGAGAUUAUCUUUUUACCUUUCUCAAUCCCCCAACCCACCCCAGCUUCUCUUCCCUAUUUGUUCUAAGACUGUACUUUUUUCUUUUCUUUUCCCCUUCCCCUGAAAGCCAGAAAAUUUUCGGGAUGGUGAGAAUACUGAGCAGUUUUUACUUGUCUAUAUACAUAUAUAAAUAUCUAUAUAUAAACUUUGCGGGGGUGGGGGGGAUUUCUAAAAUUUAAUAUGCUGGGGCAACUUUACUUUUAAGGGUUCUCUUCUUCCUGUUCAACCCCCCCCCCCAAAUUCUUUAAGGUGUAGAGCCUCAGGGUCUCUCUUUAAAGACACAGAAAUAAGAAAGAGUUUUAAAAAUCUUCUUUAUGCCUUCAUAGGGGGUUGUGGAGGGGUGUGGUUCUUAGGUGGGUCAUCUUGAAAACCAGUAACUCCCCCCCCCCGCAAUUGGCAAACUAAGCACAAGUGCUCUGUUUAAUCUCUAAAAGAGAAUUAGCCAUAUAUUCACGCCCAUCUCACCCACCCAUCCGAAUAGCACUAUGAGAAAGGGGGCAGUAACUUGAUCCCCCCCUUCUGUUAACCCAGCUGCUACAGAAGUGGUUCCUUACCUUCGAAACCGAGCCACGUGGCCACGUUCUGUUCCCGCAAGAGAGGCAUUCAAGGGGUGGGGGCGGAAAGGGACAGUGCACUCCUUUUGAGUUGUGUCCCCUUCUCCCCCCCGCCCAGCCACCACUUAAAUGAUAAGUUGGUGCAUUUGUCAAUCUUUGAAAUCGAGCAGUGGCGGGCGGAGGGUCUCCUCUUCCAUCCCCACCGCACCGCCGCAACAAAAAACCCUUUCAUUAAGACAUUGCUUUAUGUAACCAAAAAAGUGGGCUUGGGCAUAGUGUGGACCCCCCUCGGGCCUGUCCCACUGUGGGGUUGGGGAGGGAGGUGGGUGGUUUGGGAUUUCAAGGGGUUUUUAAGUGCCUGUUGAAGUACUGUUUCCAAGGGAACAUAAGCAGGGAGUGGGCACUCCUUUCCCCCGCCCCUUCCCUCUGUCCGUGUCUCUCCCCCCCCCUCACCUUUUUGCUACUGUUGUCCCACAGAAACCCAUCCCUCCCUCCCUCUCACCCACCUCCCCCAAAGAAAUCAAGGCACUGUUUCACCUCCUGGUUGAAGAAUUCCUCCCGUCCCUCCCAGAGAGGAGGGUCUGGAGCCACCCGCCUCCCCACUUCUGUUUAAGAUGGAGGGCUGUGGUCGGGUCUUGCAGGGUGCUGGUGCCUUCCAGAAACAAAGCAGGGAUCCCCUCCAACCCACCCGCGUACCUCUUGGUUGUGCCCCCCAAGCCCUUACAGGCAGAUAUGCCUUUCGUUUGCAGCUGCACCCCACCCCUUCAGUGGGAAAGAAGCUUCCAGCUCCUAUAGCAGGGGAAAGAGUGGCUCCUUUGGCAUCAGGACAGAUCCCCAAAGGCAGGUUUGGGAAGGAUACCAUCAGCCCUGGGGUCUGGACCCGGUUCUUAACCUGCUGGGUUGUGGGAUGAAUGUGAAGCAGCCACGUGCUUGAGGGGUUUUUUUUAUACAGCCUUAUUCAGCUUCUUGUACAUAUUGAGGAAAUGGGGGGUGUCUCAUUUUAAGAAUGUAAAGAAAAAAAUAACCAAUAAAGAGUUUUGAAAUUUCAUGUA